GUUUGAGCAAAAUUUUUACACAGUCAUAUCUGGAUUAUUUUCAUCAGGUUCGGUGCUCUUUGUGUGUCUGCUAACACUUACAUUUAAAGAGAGUUAACUUAUACAUUUAAAAUCGAUCGUGAUCAGUUGACAGUUGUCUGUCUUUCUUCACGGAAAACGCUAACAAGUACGAGGAUCAGAGCAUCAUGAAGAAGAGACAGAGUGUAUUAAAGGACAAAGAGAACAUGAGAGAUCUAGAACCACGCAGAACCAAACACACUGAAGAACAAACAGACCUGAUGGAGGAGAAUGAGGAGAGUGACGAGCAGAAGCAUCAUCAUGGUACAACGAGAGAAAAAACUUGCUCACAGACCAAAAGAGUUUAUUUACGGAAAAGAAGAAAUAAGAAACGUUUCACCUGCACUCAGUGUGGAAAGAGUUUGACAUACAAACACAACCUCAAUGUUCACAUGAGGAUCCACACUGGAGAGAAACCGUUCACAUGUGAUCAGUGCGGGAAGAGUUUCACACACAAAGUAACCCUUCAGCAACACAUGAUCCUCCACACUGGAGAGAAACUGUAUGAAUGUGAUCAGUGUGGAAAAACAUUUUCAUGGGCUUCAGGCCUGAAGCAGCACAUGAAAGUUCAUACAAAGGAGAAACCACAUUCAUGUUCUUUCUGUGGAAAGAGUUUUUCACAACUGAACAAUUUAAAAGUUCAUCAAAAGAGACACACUGGUGUGAAAGAUUACAUGUGCUUUGAGUGUGAGAAGAUGUUUACUACGGUUGCACAACUGAAGCUGCACAAGAGGAUCCACACUGGAGAGAAACCUUACAUGUGUUCAUACUGUGAGAAGAGAUUCAAUCAGUCAGUACAUCUGAGAAGACAUGAGAGGAUCCACACCGGAGAGAAACCGUAUCACUGCACUGCAUGCGGGAAGAGUUUCCGUCAUUCAUCAACUUUUUGUUUGCAUAUGAAAAACAAAACACAACAGGACAAGGAAACAACAUCUAAAGUUUUCACCAUAGAUAAAGUUCAAGAUCAGCAGUUUCAUCUGUGACUCAAAGAUGGACCAGAUCUGAUAGUUUCACUGUUGUAAAACAUUACACUUUAUUACAGGUUGAAUUUUAUGUUCAGUUCUCUUAUAAUGCUUAUUAAUCUUUUUUUUUUUAAGUUUAAGCUUUUAUG
Carassius auratus (goldfish) is the source of this 1168-nucleotide messenger RNA. Its product is annotated as zinc finger protein 239-like. Gene Ontology annotation, cellular component: nucleus. NCBI's taxonomy places the organism in Eukaryota, Metazoa, Chordata, Actinopteri, Cypriniformes, Cyprinidae. The coding region runs from base 186 to 1040 and encodes 284 amino acids. The record is from RefSeq and is a predicted model, not a curated record. The transcript is spliced from 4 exons. Gene Ontology annotation, biological process: regulation of transcription by RNA polymerase II. Gene Ontology annotation, molecular function: DNA-binding transcription factor activity, RNA polymerase II-specific; RNA polymerase II transcription regulatory region sequence-specific DNA binding.